AUGGUCAGUGCUCAUGAGGAUGACUACGACUAUUUGUACAAGGUUGUUUUGGUUGGUGAUGCAACUGUUGGGAAGACACACUUAUUGUCGCGAUACAUCAAGGGGUCAUUGCCGAAGAACCCGACGGCAACGAUCGGCGUUGAGUUUGCAACCCGAACUGUGCCACUUGCUGUGGGCGGUACUGUCAAAGCACAGAUCUGGGACACCGCUGGCCAAGAAAGGUACCGUGCGAUCACUAGUGCUCACUACCGGCGAGCUGUUGGUGCUUUGCUCGUCUACGAUAUAACCAGGGAAGGGACGUUCAAGAGCUGUGCAAAAUGGAUGGAGGAGCUGCGACAAAGCGCAGAACCAGACAUCGUGAUCAUGCUCGUUGGCAACAAGGUCGAUCUGGUAGAAAAGGAUCCUUCGCUCCGGCAGGUCUACUACGACGCAGCGCAGGAGUUUGCGAAGCUUCAUGGGUUGAUUUUUGCGGAGGCCAGCGCCGUGACGGCGCAUAACGUGAAAUACGCAUUCGAGCACUUGCUGCAGGAGAUCUAUGAGCAGACCUCCAAAAGAAGAGAGCAGCAGAACUUUGACCACAACAAUAUGGUGGGUGGUGGUAUACAGGUUGCGGCAAUCGGUCCAAAGGCUGACAGUUGUGACAACUCUUGCUGA
Molecule: messenger RNA, 654 nt
Organism: Symbiodinium natans
Lineage: Eukaryota; Dinophyceae; Suessiales; Symbiodiniaceae
Source: the annotation of a GenBank genome assembly